UUGAAUUGAGAAAUCUGAUACUGAAAGGUUGGCAUAGAUUAUUCAGUGUGCUUCAGUCUUCAGUGCUUCAGUCUUCAGUGCUUCAGUCUUCAGUGUGCUUAAUGUGCUUCAAUGUAUAAUACUCGGGGCUGCUAGCGAUGAUUGCAGGCACUUGGGGAUACGGCGGGCUUUGGGUGAAAUCAUCGUGAGAGGGUGUGACGACGUUUCGCCACGUGACGUCAUGGAUGCACUCCGUGAAGUUCCCUCAGUAUCCGCGUAUUCUGUCAGUUUGGUAUGCGCGUUUUGAUUGUGGGUUUUGGUAUGCGGGUUUUGGUAUGCGGGUUUUGGAUUGUAGGUGUUUGGAUUGUAGGUGUUUGGAUUGUAGGUGUUUGGAUUGUAGGUGUUUGGAUUGUAGGUGUUUGGAUUGUAGGUGUUUGGAUUGUGGGUGUUAUAAUUGUGGGUGUUAUAAUUGUGGGUGUUAUAAUUGUGGGUAUUUUGGGAUUCCUUGCAUUUAGGAUCCCACGAGUUCUGUGAUUCUACACGUUUUGGGACUCCACGUAUUUUGGACUCCACGGAAAUUAGAUUCCACGAGUUUUAGAUUCCAGGGAUUUUGGACUCCACGUAUUUAGAUUCCACGUUUUUGGACUCCACGUAUUUUG
Messenger RNA from Metschnikowia bicuspidata var. bicuspidata NRRL YB-4993, 638 nucleotides. RefSeq lists its product as uncharacterized. NCBI's taxonomy places the organism in Eukaryota, Fungi, Ascomycota, Pichiomycetes, Serinales, Metschnikowiaceae. The transcript has a single exon. The coding region runs from base 274 to 513 and encodes 79 amino acids. The record is from RefSeq and is a predicted model, not a curated record.